Messenger RNA from Lactuca saligna, 3177 nucleotides. The record is from the annotation of a GenBank genome assembly. NCBI's taxonomy places the organism in Eukaryota, Viridiplantae, Streptophyta, Magnoliopsida, Asterales, Asteraceae.
AUGAUUUCUGGGUUGCCAAGAGAGCUUGUUUUUCUGAUACUUCAGUUCCUAGAUGAAGAGAAUUUCAAGGAAACACUACACAGGUUGGAAUCGGAGUCUGGAUUAUUCUGUAAUAUCAAGUAUGUUGAAGAGCUUGUUACUAAAGGAGAUUGGGAUGAGUUGGAGAAGUAUUUGUCUCCUUUCGUACAAGUUGAUGAUAAUCGUUUUUCAGUGAAGAUCUUAUUUGAGAUUCGUAAACAGAAAUACUUAGAAGCUCUAGACACAAAGGAUCGCGCUAAGGCUGUGGAGAUUCUAAACAAAGACCUGAAAGUUUUCAAAACCUUCAAUGAAGAUCUGUUCAAGGAGAUGACACUUCUUCUCACUAUGGGGAAUUUUAGGGAGAAUCCACAGCUUUCUAAGUACACAGAUACAAAAACCGCAAGAGCUGUAUUGGUUCAUGAGCUCAAGAAGCUGAUUGAAACAAACCCACAUUUGAAAGAUAAGUGUCAAUUUCCUGCUUUCAAGAACUCAAGGUUGCGUUUAUUAGUCAAUCAGAGCCUAAACUGGCAACAUCAACUUUGCAAGAACCCGAAAUCCAAUCCUGAUAUCAAAACUCUCUUUGUUGAUCAUGUUUGUGGACAACAAACAAAUGUUGCUCAAGCUAAUUCAUCUCACGUGACUAAUGAGAUUGUGAAUUCCGUGCUUAGAACAAGUGCUUUUCAAACGCCAUUGAAACAAGAAGCAGCACCAUUUCUUGGACAAGGAAUAGUCAACACAUCAUCUUUGACUCACCAACCUGUUUCUUCAAGGGCUCUUCUUCUUGCUGCUAACAUUUCAGAUUCUGAGCACACCUUGAAGAGAGCAAGUCCUUUUGGGAUAUCAGAGGAGAACAAUAAUCUUGCCACAUCAUCAGGCACACGUCCUGGUCAAUCCCAUGUGUACGGCUUACGUCAUCAUGACGACUUACCCAAGACUGUUAUUUUGACUAUAAAUCAAGGUUCAGAUGUGAGCACCAUGGAUUUUCACCCCGAGUACCCCACUGUGCUUCUAGGUAGUUCUUCAUAUAUAACUCAGGCUUCUUUGAUCAAUGAUCCAGUCAUCGUCAACCGUGUUACAUGGAGUCCAGAUGGCCUUUUUUUGGGUGUCGCGUAUUCCAAGCACAUUGUACACGUGUACUCAUAUCGUGCUGGUGAUGAGUUACGAGAUCACCUUGAGAUCGAGGCUCAUGUUGGCAAUGUUAAUGAUAUUGUGUUCACCAUUCAAAACCAGAAGUUAUCCUUUAUUACUUGUGGAGAUGAUAAGAUGAUUAAGGUGUGGGAUGCUGCAACAGGUGUCAACGAACACACCUUUGAAGGUCAUGAUGCACCCGUCUAUUCUGUAUGCCCACAUCGUAAGGAACACAUUCAGUUUAUCUUUUCAACAUCUAUUGAUGGAAAGAUCAAGGCAUGGUUAUAUGAUGAUAUUGGUGCAAGGCUAGAUUAUGAUGCACCAGGUUACACUUGUACAAGAAUGGCAUAUAGCAAAGAUGGGUUGAGGCUUUUCACUUGUGGUUUUAGCAAAGACAGGGAAUCAUACCUUGUCGAAUGGAACGACAGUGAAGGUACUGUGAAACGAACAUAUUAUGGUCUCGGGAAACAAUUUGCGGGUGUUGUGCAAUUUGACACAACCAAGAAAUUAUUAGCAGCUGGAGAUGAAUUUUCUAUUAAAUUCUGGGACAUGGAUAAUAAACAUCUUUUGACUUCUACAAAUGCUGAGGGUGGAUUACCGGCGUCACCGUGUAUUCGGUUCAACAAAGGUGGAAUACUUUUGGCUGUAUCAACUUCUGAAAAGGGUAUAAAAAUACUUGGGAAUACAGAAGGUGCUCGGAUUAUAAGAUCCAAUGAUGAUCGCCGGAAAAUGCCAGGUGUCAGAUCUAGAAACCCUGAUGAUAUGGAAGUUUCCGGUGUUUGGAAGCCAAAAGAAAUCACUGAACCUUCACAACUUCGUUCCAUGAGGCUUCCUGAUAAUAUGUUGUCAGUUCGAAUUUUAAAACUUAUGUAUGCAAACUCUGGGACUUCCAUACUUGCACUUGCUUAUAACGCUGUACACAAACUAUGGAAAUGGGAAACGAACAACCAAAACAUAGCGGGAACUGCAACCACUAGUGCCCUACCACAUCUAUGGCAACCAUCUAGUGGAAUUCUAAUGACAAAUGAUAUUAGAGAUGCAAAUCUUGAUGAUACGAUUUCUUGUCUCGCUCUUUCAAAGAACAGCUCAUAUGUUUUAUCAGCAUCAGGUGGAAAAGUAUCCUUGUUUAAUCUCACAACAUUUAAGACUAUGACAAGAUUCGGGCGCCCACCACCAUCAACAACAUGUAUUGUUUUUAAUCCACAUGACAACAACAUUAUCGCAAUUGGAAUGUCGGAUGCUUCAAUUCACAUCUACAAUGUUCGUGUUGACAAGCUCUUGGAAAAGCUAACGGGUCACGAGAAUAGUGUAACUGGGCUUGCAUUCUCUAUGGAUAAAAACAUUCUAAUCUCAUCAGGAUCUGAUGCUCAAUUAUGCGUUUGGAAAACCGAUACUUGGGAGAGACAUACAAACAAAUUCUUACAAACUCCUCCUGGAAGAACAACAAAUCCCUAUUCAGAAACCCGAGUACAGUUUAACCCUGAGCAGACACGUGUCCUGGUUAUUCACGAAACACAAAUCGUCAUUUCUGACCCAAUCAAACUCGACUUUUUGAUGCAGUGGAUUCCGCGACAUGGAAGUGGAGCAAUUACGGAUGCGGUGUAUUCAUGUGAUGGGAAAUCGAUAUUUGUUACCAUUGAAGAUGGGAGUGUGAAUGUUCUGAAUGCAAAGUACUUGAGGCUGAAAUGUCGCAUUAGCCCUUCAUCAUAUAUACCAACUACCUCAAGGGUGUGUCCACAUGCGAUUGCUGCUCACCCAUUUGACCCGAAUCAAGUUGCAAUGGGGCUUUCAGAUGGCGGAGUUUAUGUUAUUGAGCCUCUAGAGUCGGAUAAAAAGUGGGGGAGUGACCCGGAUGUCAGUUUGGGAUUAAUGAGUUAAUUAUGAAGAAUAAAGAAUAGUUUGAGUGUUGGUUUAUGUUUUUGGAAGGUAAAACUGUUUGUCUUAGUUUGUGUUGGAUGUUUUUCAGUAUGGUGUAAUAACCGGAUAAUGUGUUAGGAUUUUAUCUGUGGUUUUAUGUUUUGUGUUUAAGUG